CCUUUGCCGCCAUCUUGUUUACUAUCCGCAGUUGGGCUAAGAAGCAGUGCGGUUGAAAGCGAACAUUCCAUCCUCAUCACAUCAUUGAUGUGCUAUUUUAUAUAUUACCGAUAAGUUAACGAAAAAGGGAAACCGUAAACAUGAGUGAUAUUGAUCCGAACAAAUUAAAAGUUACAGAACUACGAGAAGAACUGAAGAACCGGGGACUGGACACGAAAGGGACAAAAGCUGUUCUUGUGAAACGACUAAAAAAAGCUUUGAACGCUGAAGCUGGAGGUGCAGCUGUAGAUGAAUCCCUCACAGAAGAAACUUCCCUCGAUGACUCCUCACAAGAUGGCGGUGGAGCUCUGGAUGAAAGCUCUCAGGAUAUCACAGAUACCUCAGCAACAGAGGCGCCACCAGCUGCUGAACCAGAGCCAGAGCCUGAACCAGUUGUGGAACCAGAACCAGAAGUAGUAGCUGAACCAGAACCAGUGAAAAAAAAAUCACCAGUUAAGGUGUCCCAGUCUGUUAAGGAGGAGCCUGCUAAGGAGGAGUCUGCUAAGUUGGAGCCUGCUAAGGAGGAGCCUGCUAAGGAAGAGCCUGUUAAGGUGGAGCCUGCUAAGGAGGAGCCUGAACCAAUGGAGCAGACUUCAACAGAAGAGGUCAAUGAGGAAGAAGAGAAAAAGUUACUGGGAGAAACAGAGGAAGAGGUUCCUGUUGAAGAGCUCACUACAGUUGAUGAAGCAACAUAUGAAGAUGAUGACGCAAAGGAUGAAGACAAAAAAUCCAGUGAAAACAAAAGAAAGCGAUCCCACUCGCAUGAUAAACAUCGCAGCCGGUCGAGGUCACCACGAGAGAGAAGAAGGUCACGGUCACCAAGAGACAGAAAGCCACGGAGUCCCAAGAAAAUUGUUAUGGAUGAUGAAACUUGGGAGUCUUCUACACAAACUCUGCUCGACAAAUACAACAGCGACCUGAACCUGAAGAUUGACGAGACUGGCCUCAAGGCCGAGCCCCUCACCCACGAUGGCUUCGCAAUGAUGUGGGCUGGAGCCAGAGCAAUGUUUGGUGUCAACAAAGGAAAGGUGGCUUUUGAAGUCAAGCUCCUGGAGAACAUGCACCUUGAUCAUGUAGGACAGGAGGAAACAAAUCCACACGUAGCUAGAGUGGGCUGGUCCAUGGACUCCACUUCUAUGCUACUUGGUGAAGAGCCAUUAUCCUACGGCUACGGUGGUACCGGGAAGGCAUCUGUCGACUGUAAAUUUGAGGAUUAUGGAGAGAAGUACACUGCUGGAGACGUCAUCACAGGCUACAUCGAUUUUGAAGAUGCAGAAUCUGUCUUCUUCUCCUACUCGAAGAACGGUGAAGAGCUGGGUGUCUGUUUCUCUAUAGAGAAAUCCACACUAGGAGACAAUGCCUUGUUUCCUCAUGUCCUUACCAAGAACACCUCUUUCGAAAUCAACUUCGGGGCACAGGAAGAACCCUGGUUCCCCCUGAAGGAAGAGUUUGUGUUUAUAGAACAGGUCGAGGACAAGAUCAGAGGAACACUCCCCCCUGCUAAGAAGGAGGAUUGCCAGAUAAUAAUGAUGGUUGGUUUGCCUGGAUCGGGGAAGACCACAUGGUGUGAGAAACACAGACUAGAGAACAUGGACAAGAAGUUCAACUUAUUGGGCACCAAUAACAUCAUUGAUAAGAUGAAGGUGAUGGGACUACCAAGGAAGAGAAACUACGCCGGUCGCUGGGACGUCCUGAUUGACCUUUCUAACAAGUGUCUCAACAAAAUGCUGGAGUCAGGAGCGAGCAAAAAGAGGAACUACAUUCUCGACCAGACAAAUGUGUAUGCAUCAGCCAGACGACGUAAGAUGCAGCCUUUUGAAGGUUUUCAACGCAAAGCUGUUGUGAUAGUUCCGUCUGAUGAAGAUUUCAAAAAACGCAUUGAGGAGCGAGUGAAGGAAGAAGGAAAGGAAGUACCAACUAGAGCAGUACUUGAAAUGAAAGCCAACUUCUCCAUGCCCGAGGAGGGGGCGCUGUUUGAUGUGGUGCAGAAUGUUGAGCUAGAUGGUGAUGAACUCAAGGAGCUCAUUCAGAAGUAUAACAAGGAAGGGAAAGAUGCUCUUCCACCACCAGAGAAGCGACACAGGGAAAGUCGAUUCGGAAACAUUGAGCGACGUGACAGCAGAGGCAACGAUCGAUCUGGUGGCAAAGACAACCGUGAUCGUGGUUACCGUAAUGACAACAAACGAGGUGGCUAUGGAGGCAAUAGAGGUGGCUACCAAAGAGGCGGAGGUGGAGGUUACAACAGGUAUGACAACCGUCACCGUGACAGCCGUGACGACCGUAGUGACCGCAGGAUGUCUGGUGGUGACAGGCGUUCUGGAGGUGGUGACUGGAAGGCUCGGGACCGCAAUGACAGCAGAAACUCCAGUAAAAGCUAUGGAAACAAAUCACAAGGCUGGGGCAACCAGGGUAGUUGGGGAAAUCAAGGAAGCUGGGGCGGCCAGGGUAGCUGGGGUUCUCCACAGCAAGGAGGCUAUGGGCAGUGGAACUAUGCUCAGGGUGGGGCCCAGAACUACAAUUGGCAAGGACAGAACUGGAAUCAGGGUUACUGGAACCAGGGGUACAACCAGACGCCAGCAGCCAGCAACCAAAGUAACACCACAGCCACAAACUACAAUCAGUGGGGAUCGUACAGUGGUUCAAAUUACCAGCGCUGAAAGUGUUCUCCAUGUUCCCCAUCAGUCAAGUGUAUAUAUAUAUCUAUGUCGGAAAUCAUGUGCAUUUUACAUAAUUGAUUACAUUCAUCACUCAUCGUGACUCCGUCUUUGAAUUGUCGUCACCCUCAAGAAAACAAAUAGACACGUAUAUCUUUUGUUUCUGUGAUUGGUUGUUUUUUGUUCUUUUAUCAAAUUUUGUGCAUUUAGUAUGGAUGUAUUAAUAGCAAGACAUCGGAUGAACUUUUUGUUAUUGAAUUUGUUUAUCAAGUGAACAGACCAUGUGGAGGGGAAAAUAUAGACAAUUGCAACCAUUGUCAGGUCUCAUCUCAUUCAUCUACAUCUUGUGGGUUUAUAUAACUGUUUUGAUGUUGAGUACAUUUUUUGUUACAAAAUGACCAAAUAAACAGUCUCUGUGAAUUU
Molecule: messenger RNA, 3116 nt
Organism: Mizuhopecten yessoensis (Yesso scallop)
Lineage: Eukaryota; Metazoa; Mollusca; Bivalvia; Pectinida; Pectinidae
Product: heterogeneous nuclear ribonucleoprotein U-like protein 1
Exons: 18
Coding region: 141-2696 (851 amino acids)
Molecular function (GO): protein binding
Source: RefSeq, a predicted model, not a curated record